Messenger RNA from Larimichthys crocea (large yellow croaker), 1865 nucleotides. RefSeq names its product tubulin, beta 6 class V (gene tubb6). The transcript has 7 exons. Bases 38 to 1447 code for a protein of 469 amino acids. Gene Ontology annotation, cellular component: microtubule. Gene Ontology annotation, molecular function: structural constituent of cytoskeleton; GTPase activity; GTP binding. Gene Ontology annotation, biological process: microtubule-based process. The record is from RefSeq and is a predicted model, not a curated record. Lineage: Eukaryota; Metazoa; Chordata; Actinopteri; Sciaenidae.
AGAACACCGACAGACCAGCAGACCAGCAGAAGGAAACAUGAGAGAGAUAGUUCACAUCCAGGCGGGACAGUGCGGGAACCAGAUCGGUACCAAGUUCUGGGAAGUGAUCAGCGAUGAGCACGGCAUCGACCCGGCGGGGAGCUACGUGGGCGACUCAUCUCUCCAGCUGGACAGGGUCAACGUGUACUACAACGAGGCAUCCUCACAUAAAUUCGUCCCUCGGGCAGUGUUGGUCGACCUGGAACCAGGAACUAUGGACAGUGUGCGCUCAGGAGCCUUCGGACAACUCUUCAGACCAGACAACUUCAUCUUUGGUCAGACAGGUGCCGGGAACAACUGGGCCAAAGGUCACUACACGGAGGGGGCAGAGCUCGUGGACUCGGUCCUGGACAUAGUGAGGAAGGAGUGUGAGCACUGCGACUGUCUCCAGGGUUUCCAGCUGACUCACUCUCUGGGAGGCGGCACCGGCUCCGGCAUGGGCACCCUACUGAUCAGCAAGAUCCGGGAGGAGUACCCGGAUCGGAUCAUGAACACCUUCAGCGUCAUGCCUUCACCUAAGGUGUCGGACACUGUGGUGGAGCCGUACAACGCCACCCUGUCGGUCCACCAGCUGGUUGAAAACACAGACGAGACCUACUGCAUCGAUAACGAAGCUCUUUAUGACAUCUGCUUCCGCACUCUCAAACUCACAACGCCCACCUACGGCGACCUCAACCACCUGGUGUCGGCUACCAUGAGCGGCGUGACGACUUCGCUCCGUUUCCCUGGACAGCUCAACGCAGAUCUCCGCAAGCUGGCCGUCAACAUGGUGCCUUUCCCCAGACUUCACUUCUUCAUGCCGGGAUUCGCUCCUCUGACGGCGAGGGGGAGCCAGCAGUACCGAGCGCUCACCGUUCCUGAGCUCACCCAGCAGAUGUUCGACGCCAGAAACAUGAUGGCUGCCUGCGAUCCUCGCCAUGGACGAUACCUGACCGUCGCCACCGUCUUCCGCGGGCCCAUGUCCAUGAAGGAGGUGGACGAGCAGAUGCUGAACGUCCAAAACAAGAACAGCAGCUACUUCGUGGAGUGGAUCCCCAACAACGUCAAGGUGGCCGUCUGUGACAUCGCUCCCCGGGGGCUCAAGAUGGCCGCCACCUUCAUCGGCAACAGCACGGCCAUCCAGGAGCUGUUCAAGCGGAUCUCGGAGCAGUUCUCGGCAAUGUUCCGCCGAAAGGCCUUCCUGCACUGGUUCACCGGCGAGGGCAUGGAUGAGAUGGAGUUCACGGAGGCAGAGAGCAACAUGAACGACCUGGUGUCUGAAUACCAGCAGUACCAGGAGGCCACCGCCAACGACGGGGACGAGAACUUUGAGGACGAGGAGGACGAGAUCGUUGAGAGCUGGGAUGCAGACCGACAGCUUGACGAGCCAAUCACGGAGCAGGAAGACAACUUUAGCCCAAUGGAUUAAAGGCGGAGGCGGGUCAUUGUCCACAAUGAUCCUGUUGGAUUAAAGCAGCGUCAGGUUAGGUCAGGCCGGUUUCUGUCACUGAAUGAAGUCACAUGUUUCCUGUAUAUUUCAUUUUGUAUUUACAGGAAUGUUUUGUUUUCAUUCUGAACAAUCAUACAAACUUAAUGUUCUUUGACAGAAGUUUGAAUCAGACGCUGAAACAUUCUACUGUACAUACAGUAUUCACACACACACACACACACACACACAUAUAUAUAUUAAAGUUUUCUAACACCGCUUUAAGAUCCAGAAGACAGGUCAGGCUCAAAACAAAGAGACUGUUGCUGCGGGUGAAUAUUAUGAUUUUUAUGUACCAUGUCUUGCACAGACGCUUGUAUUAUUAAUUUAUAUUAUUCUUCUAUAAUUAAACAGGAUUCAC